Molecule: messenger RNA, 8895 nt
Organism: Bactrocera tryoni
Lineage: Eukaryota; Metazoa; Arthropoda; Insecta; Diptera; Tephritidae
Product: zinc finger protein rotund
Exons: 7
Coding region: 544-3705 (1053 amino acids)
Source: RefSeq, a predicted model, not a curated record
UUAAAUUAAACCGCGAUAGAAAAACUAAAGCAAACAAUUUUUUGCAAAUAAAAUAAAAAUGUAAAAUUAUAAAGCAUGGCAAACAAAGUUCCUAAACCUUAGUAAUAAUAAUAAUAAAUAUUUUACACAUAAAUGAUGACGAGAUCGAUAGUAAAAUUUUUACCAAUUAUAAAAAUUAACCCUUAAAAAAUUAAAACAAAAAAGUGGUUUGGUAACCACUCACGAUUCAAUGCUGCUCUCGGAACAGAGUUCCACAACAAAAUAAAUUAGUUAAAAUAAAACAUAUUUUUUCAGCAAUUAAAAACCAUAUAGCCAAACUCAUGUAAAUGUUAAUAAAUCUGAAAAAUAACUAAAUGAAAAGGCAAGCAGCCGGAAGUAGCGGAAGUUAUUAUACGGAAAGUAACACAAACAAAUCUGCAGCAUUAUAUUGAGCAAAACUUUAACACUUGAAAGCGAAAGCUUUAUUUGUUUGUGUUCCACUAGUAUCUGCAUAGCAUACUUGAAGGCGCACAGAAAGUAUUCGCGCCGCACACAUAACGAACAAUGAAUAUGUCACCCAACACAAUGAACUGUUGCGCUGUACUGACGCCAACGGCGGCAAGCACUCUCCUGCGACGCAAUGACACGCAGCGCAUUUUGUCUUUGGCCAGCAGCCACAACAUCGCUUCGGCGCAACAGUUGGCCGAUGUGGAGGAGUUGUGCACGUGGCGUCAUAGAAGGCGACGCGGCAGUAACGACUGCAAAAGCCCCGUUCAGUGUGUAGACUCCACGUCAACGCCGCCACCAAAUGCAAGAACACCAACGCCAGCAGCGACACCGUUCUUAAUGCCGGCAGAUUUCUACAAAAGUUUGCUCGUGAGCGCAGCCGCUUUGCAGCAACAACAGCAGCAACAACAUCAACUGCAGCGACAAAGACAGUUAUAUGAAAAUGAAGUCGAGUACGAGCGUAAAUCGCCGGCAGUCUCCAAGCGUGCUGAAUCACCUAAUACUGCUCAUUUCUCACGUAAUUUCUUCUUCUCAGCGGCAGCGGCUGCAGCUGCAGCUCAACGCAGCGCUGUCGCUGCGGAACUGCCCGGCGAGGCGGCCGGGGAUUCAAAUGACAGCACGAACGUUAGCAAUCAUAAGCCAAACAAUUAUUCCUGGCCCCUGGCAGCUGUCACACCACCGAGCGCAAUAGCCGCGCAAGCGAAUACAGCGACACCGACCAGCACCACUGGUUCUGCUAUAAAUCACACGUCUUCACAUAUUGCCCUUUUACCGUCUUCCGGCUCGGCCACACCGACACCUCCCGUCGGCGGAUUAGAUUUGCAUGCCGCGGUCGCUGCUGAAGCGACACACAAUUUUGAGAGCACGCUAAAGUCGCCCGCUCAACAAUCACUGUCAUCUCCAACACAGCGACAACAACACAACUCCUCGUCGGCAAGCCACCUGAGCAAUUCACAACAAUCACAGCAACAACAUCAGCAUCAGAGUUUGCAUUCGACCGGCUCGACACCCAGUUCGCCUACAGCGGUCAGUGCAGCGUCGGAAGCAGCAGCAGCAAGCACGGCCGCAGCCGUCGCCGCCACCAUGCCGAUUGGCGGCGUUCAGGGGCAAAACCCCACGCAGGGUUUAGUACAUUGGAUGAGUGCUGUUAUGGCCGAACAUAUGACUGGGCAGACGCAUCACGAUCCGACAGGUGUCGGCAUGCAUUACAUGUGGAAUGGUAAUGUCGAUUGUGGACAACAUAGUAAGGAGAUUGCCGAUUAUAACGGAUGGCCAUCAGCGGCGGCAACUCGCAGCCACAUGUCAGCCAUCAAGCAAGGAUAUGAGGCUAAAAUGAACGACCAUCACAAUAACUUACAAAAAGGUCACUUUCUCGAUGAUAGCCGCCUCGUAGAUCAUCAUGCUGUUACGCCGCAGGGUAAUCACAGUGGCAUGGCAUCAGCUGCUUCUAUUUAUGGACCUAGCGCCACAUUGCGAACCAUUGCCACUUCGAACAGUAGUUCACCUGCUGGAGGAGGAGGAGGUAAUGGUGGCGGCGGUAGUUUAGUCACUGCUCCGGGUAGUCUAGGUCUUAUCGGAGCCAGCAAUGGUGGCAGUAGUGGUGUCGGUGGCGGCGGGCUUGUUGGUCUUGGCGGCGCGAGCAUUGGUGGCAUUGCGCAUCAUGCGCCGACAGCGUCUAAUCACAUGGCGCAUCAUCACAGCGCAUCAACGGCUGCCUUGCUGGUGGUACCGCAGCCGAUCAAUGCAAGCAAAAUGAAUGUCACAUUGGGAGCCGGUGGCAGCGGUACAGGCAGGAAGUAUCAGUGCAAAAUGUGUCCGCAGAUUUUCAGCUCGAAAGCGGACUUGCAGCUGCACACACAAAUUCACAUGCGCGAGGCCAAACCCUACAAGUGUACGCAGUGCUCCAAGGCGUUUGCAAACUCUUCCUACCUGUCGCAACACACACGCAUCCACCUGGGUAUAAAGCCGUACCGCUGCGAGAUUUGUCAGCGCAAAUUCACCCAACUGUCCCAUCUGCAGCAACACAUCCGCACCCACACCGGCGACAAGCCAUACAAGUGCCGACAUCCCGGCUGCCAGAAAGCUUUCUCACAACUUUCCAAUCUGCAGUCGCACUCGCGUUGUCACCAAACGGACAAACCCUUCAAAUGUAAUUCCUGCUACAAGUGUUUCUCGGAUGAGCCCUCACUGCUCGAUCAUAUACCCAAGCACAAGGAGUCUAAGCACCUGAAGACACAUAUUUGCCAGUAUUGCGGCAAAUCGUACACACAAGAGACAUAUCUAACCAAGCAUAUGCAGAAGCACGCGGAGCGCACGGACAAGCGACCACCGAUCGCCGCUUUGACCGCGAGUGGUAAUGUCACCGGCGCUGGCGCGUCCUUAGGCGGCAGUGCCAACAGCGCGCCUGGCAGCAAUGUGAAUGGGGGCAAUAUGGCAGGCGGUGCUGCGGGCGGCACUAGUGGGGUUGGUAUUGGUGGUGCGGGUGUGAGCAGUUUGCCAAAUUCGAAUACACACAAUCGCCAGACGCUUGGCUUGCCGCCGGUGUCGAUAGCACCCACCGAGCAUUCGUAUUGGCCUAAGGUCAGUCCAGACUCCGCCGCAAAUAUGACAGAUGUCAUGCAUCAACAGCAACAGCAACAACACCAACAGCAGCAGCAGCAUCACCAUCAUCAACAACAGCACCAACUCGGCGGCCAGCAACACCAUCAUCAGCAGCAACAACAGCAGACGCAACAACAGCCGCCGCAACAGCAACAGCACAUGGACUUUUCGAAUGUAAAUUCAGGUGGCGGAAGUAGCGCUGGUGGCGGAGGCGGAGCCAGUGGAUCUGGUGGGCCGCCAAACGGACAUGGCGAGCUGCAAACGCAUCAUCGAAUGAGCGACAACGGUCGGGACGAAAUCGUGUCUACACCAUCCACUGUUGGACCAUACGAUGCGGCGAGUAUCACGAAGACUACUAGCAAUUCAGCGUUCACCCCGAUCAAUUCAAUGCCGCCACAUUUGAAUACACUUAGCCAUCAUCCUAUGGCGCAGCGUCCGUACCUCUACGAUGCUAUCAGCUUCCAGAAUAAAAAUGUCAAUCAAAAUAAUUCCAAUUCAUUUCCAAACCAACUGAUAUCACUUCACCAAAUUAGGAACUAUGCGCACCAGCCGGCCGGUCUGAUGGCGGGCGAACAUUUACUCGGCGUUAGUGUGGGACCGGGUAAAGAUAAAGGAUAGCUAUAUUUUUAAGUGCGAAAGCACGAACGAUUUGGGGUCGAUUACUUAGAUGUACUAGAUGAAUAUGUGAACUAAGGGCUGCUUUAUUUGGUGCGAGCAUUUUUGUGAUGAAUUGAAUAAUGAUUAUUUUUAAACUAAAAUUCAAAUCCUGUAAUUAAGAAAACCAUAAUGCAAAAGUGAAAAAGCGUUAGAAAAGGUCGUGAAAGAAAAAAGAGCAUAUAUGUACAUGUGGAUCAGAAAAGUUAGGCGAUUAAACGGACUUACAAAAACUGGCCAGAGGCAGAGAAAGUUUCUUUUAUAUUUAAUUCUUGGAAAGAUAAAUUGGUUUUCUGUGGUUAACAUUAUUUUUUAAAUUAAUAUAAGUAUUUACAUAUUUAGUUUGUUCCCACGAUAAAAUAGGGUUUUGAACCUCAAUUUCCGUCCAUGAUAUUUUUCAAAAGUACAUAAUCGGGUACAGCACGCCAGAACUAUUUUGGCGAUACCAAGAAGAAACUGUCACUUAUUCAUAUUUAUACAACUUACGAUUUGACUAUAUAUUUUUAUAACACUUAAGGUCUAUGGCGGAAUAGUUACCUGGAGAUUCUUCGGAGAAUUGAUGAAUUAACUAUAAAUCUGGAGCAGCUUAAUAAGGUUUGGAGAGCACAAAACGUCUCUCUCUCUCUCUAUUAAAAAACAGUAUCUUUUUUGAAAUACACGAAACGAGGUUUAUGAAAGAGAUUUUAUGAUCUUAAAUUUCUCUCUUGAUGCAUAAGAUUAAGCUACGCUGAAUAAAUGAGAGUAGUAGAUGAUGGUUUGGGAUUCACUAUAAAGAGUUCUUGGCUCACUCAACCCUACUUCUAGCUGAUCCAAUGUACCGUGAUCAGCUACUUGUCGAACUUACUGUGUUAGAAAUGGUGUUAUUCUAAAUCCACACAACAACAAAACUUUUAAAAUUCCUCUCACAUAAUCUUAGUCUGUAGUGUUUUCUUCCAACCAGUUUCGUUAUUUUCCAAUCGUUUGGCCAACCAACUUACGAGUUUAAUAACAUCGGUCAGCAGCACUUUUGGGCACGGGCUUUACAUAUCACAGUUUUGUUGCUUUUUUACUACGAAAUACGAAUAAGAAUAUGAUAAUUUUCUGCAAUACUGCCUUAAAACUGUUCCAGUUGUUUUUCUCCUCAUUGCUAAGUAACUUGGGGAAAAUAUCACAAUCCACAAUUUUUUUUUUUUUAAUUGAGGGCUUAUACCUGUAAAUAUUCCAUCUGUUAGUUUCGCCCCUGAAAGCUUUGGAAGAAAUUCUUCAAAUAGCAGAAAGCUUCGGACUUUUGAUUAAGAGCAUUUAGAAAUUGUUUAAUAAGAGAUAUGCAAUGAUGACAUUAGUACAGUUUUAGCAACGACAAUCGACCUCUUUCACAAUGCACUUUCCCACUUCGUAAUAUGUGAGCCGGAACAUUCCUGCUAUCCCAUAGGGAAAUGCAACAACAGUAACCUACCAUCUUGAAGUCUCCAAUAACGAAAUAUUUAAGUCCCGUUAAUAGCAUUUAACUCUCGUAAUUGUAAUUUUCUUUGAAAUAUACGGAAUGUGCCCAUGGGUUACAUGAAGCAAGUAAACCUUUCACGUCAUGGCAGAGGCCAGCUUCCUUACUGAAGAAACAAUAAACAUUUUCAUGUCGUUUUCUUUAAUGCGAAUUCGUAUAUCAGAAUUCACCAAAUUCCAUUGUUAUUCAACCAUUCAAUUUGCUUUAAUUUUAAAUAAGUUAAAGUAUCUUAUAAACUCAUUGAAAUAUUCGGAGUUAAUGAAACGCUGUAUUUUGUGUAUGAUUCCAGAACGAAUUCGAAAUGUAUGCGAAAACCGCCAUUAUACAGGUGCGAAAAUAAAAAUGGUCAAAUCGCUAUAAUUUCUUAAAAAGCUAAUAUUUCCGAUUUGUAAUGAUCCUUUCCCAUAUAAACAUAUUUGCUUAUAGCUAUGCAUAACCUGAAUAUAUUAAGUAAACCCCGUGCUGACAAAACAAUUUUUCUUGACCUGUGUAAUAAGCGUAAAUGAGUACCGGAAAUCGCCAUAACCUGAAUUAAAAUUACAUUCAAUACAGUAGAAUAAAAUACUUAUUUCGCUGUACCCAGCCGUUCUGUAUAAUACAUUCUACUUGCUAGGAUUUGAAUUGAUUCAACAUUUUUCCAUAUUUGCUAAAAGAAUUUCUCAAACAAUCGUGAGCCAUAAAUAUUGAGCUUCAAAUUUAAAUUAAAUUAAUUUUACCACUGCACUGGACUUUCUGAUAAUAUAUUUUCAAAAAGAGGGAAUUGUUGAAAUAACCAUUCUUUUUUCAAAAUAUAUUUCAACCUAAGCCUGUAUUACAGCCUCCAAGUUAUUGUUUAAAACUUACAUUUCUUUAUCCUCCUUCUCCAAUAGUUAUUACAUACCCAAAACAUAAAGAACUUGAUUGAAAUGAAUUGUAUAAAAUAAGCACAUUAGGGUGGACUGUAGGACGAUUCCAACCAGCUGGGAAGUUUGGAGGUAUAGAGAUAACAUUAAAAAAAAAUUUACUAACAUAAAUUUUCCAUUUUCCACAAAUUUGUUGUUCUGAUUUCCUAAAUGCCAUUUUCAGUUUUGAGUCAUCUUAAACUAAUAAGCAUAACGCUCAGCAAAAUAUUCUAAUGUUUUUAAAGUUAUGUACCAAUUUAAUCAUAAUAAGUCUAAUAAGUCGACUAUUGAAGUAAAUACUACGAAACAAGCAACUAAUUAUGAAUUUUAUAGUAUUUUUUCCACGCUGCCACCUGUUUUAGUUUAACACGACUGCAAUAGUUUUUGAGAACGGUAGCCACGCAUUUAAAGUUUUCAUUCAGUUUAAAUGAUAAUUACAAUGUCUGCAUUAAACAGAAGACAACCUGACGCUUAAUGGUUUUCACCUACCUAGUACCACGAUAAUUUAUUGAAGAAAGUAUUUCUUUGAAGCACCGAAGUGAAGCCUGUGUGCUUCGGCAUUGUCGAACGAAAAAAGUAGCGCUUCGCCAACCUUUUUCACUGCGCCGACAUUCAUUGCAACUAUGAGACACGUGAUCUAUACUUCGUCCUCAACUUUCGGUACAGUUAUAGCAGAGUACGCGAUCAAUAAAGUUUCACUUAUUCUUAUCAAUAUUACUGGUAAUAGUUAUGUUAAUUAAAAGCCGUCUUCGAUUCGUUAUUUCUGUGCUCGCUUCUGCUCUCUUGUCAAAGAUAUUGCACAUUUGUAAAAGCAACAACAUGGCUAUCGAGUUUAAUUUCUGCAAGAGAGUGCUUCAGUGCUACCAAGUUUUUUUGCAUGUUUUAGAUCAGUUUCACUAUUUUGAAUGGUUCAAAUGGCAAGCGAACAUGAAAAUUUCUUUUUGAUUUCCUUGUAUUUCUAAAACAUAAGAUUUAAAAUCAAAUAUAGUAAUUUAUAGCAAAUAAAAAUUAAGGGUUAAGGAACAUUUUUUAACGCAAAAAAAACAUUUCUCCACUUAGAAAAAAUUAUUGCACCAUUGCGCAUGCGUCAGAAAGCAUGUUAGCGGAUUUCUGCAGCAAAUAUGCUCUCCAUUUGUUCGUUCGAUUCGCUGGAGUGUAGCACCUGCAAUCGAAGACAGCUAAAGUUAGUCUAUAUGUAUGGCGGUUAAAUUACAGAUUUUAAUCAUCAUGGGGGGUUCUUACUCGUUUACGGAGUUUCACAACUGAAUUCAAAAUCUAAAAAAGAAAAAUAAACCGUAAAACAAAGUUCCAUUCUAAUCGGCGUGUAUACGAACUUGUAAAGUUUCUUCAACUCGAUAGUUUGGCUUCUACAUAAUAACGAAUUAUUGCAGCAUAAUUUCUAUGGAUUUUUAUUAAUUUUCAUUACUAAAAAUUUAGCAUGAAAAGACUGAACAAAUGAAAUUUAAUACAAGAUUGAACAAUAUCAAGAAAUGAUUAACUUAAGUAUGCCUAAAUGCGUUGGCUUUUGCGGCAUUCAAACCACUUAAACUUACAAGCAUCAUCACCUUUCUGCAAAAGGGUAAUACAGAAAAGAGAUUGAACACCAGUAGAUCAGCGCUCAUAAGCUACGCACUGGUGUUAAACAGUUCCAAUGGUGCUCAAACAAAGCGCAGCAACUAACUAACUAAUCCGAUUGAUUAAUUAACUAAUUAAUAAACUAAUCCGCUAUGAUUGAUUGAGAAAUACACAGAGAGCAUAAAAUCAACACAUUUAAAAUAGUGAAUUUGUGAAUUUUAUUUAUCUAGAGUAAUGUAAGAUAGCAGCAGAUGAGCAGUGAGACCGUUACAUGUAAUUUUAUUGAUUUUUAUAUAUGUAUGUGGAAAUUGAUUUAAGCGCAUUUAUGUAAAAAUGUUAAGUAAACAAAAGGGCUAAAAUACAUACAAAUAUACAUGCAAAUGUUUAACUGUAAUUUAUAGUUAAGUGUAACUGUAAACUAAAUAUUGGUAAACUGCUAAACUAACAGGAAACGAAAAAGCCGUCACAGUGAGAGAAGAGUGUGCAGUAAAUAUGAAAUGGCGUUGCCAGCUGAACAUGUGUGCAUACGAGAAUCACUUCAACUAAAUUUUUAGGAAAUAAAAGCGUAAAACAAAACAUUUGCAUUAAAAUAUGUGUAAAAAAAACAAAGAAGAAAGUCCUGCUGACAUACAUAUGUAUAUGUAUGUGUAAAUUUACAGUUGAUGAAAAGAGUUAAAGUUAAUUAAAACAAAGCACUACAGCAUCCCUAAAUACAACUAAGCAACUUUGAUUGUAAAUCAGCAUUUUUAAUAUGUAUUUAUAUGAGGAGACCAGAGUUGCAUAACUGCGCCUCUAACUGUAUCAUAAGCAUUUUAAGCAAAUAACGCUCAUGAGAUGUAUGUAUGUAUGCAUGCUUGUAUUUCGAAAAUGUACAUUACUAAAAAUUAUGAGAUAAAAUAAGCUUAAUUGAAUGCAAGCAAGCGUUUGCGUGCACUUAACGCUGCAGCAAAGUAGACACUGAGUAAGAAUUAUUAUUAUUAUUUUUGUUUCCGUUAAUUCUAAGCACUGCAGAUUCACAUAUAAAUACAUACAUAUAUGUAUAUAUGUAACUACUUGCAUACAAGUAUUUUCGAGCAAGCGCAAACUAUGUUAAACGUUAGUAGUUAAAAUGUAAUGAAUUAAACUAAAGUAAUCGAUUUGAUGCAGCACGUGCGAAUGGUAAGAAUAUUUUGAAAAAAUAUUUAAAAUAAUAAUAGUGCAUAUUAAUAAAAAAAAAAA